Molecule: messenger RNA, 2734 nt
Organism: Abrus precatorius (Indian licorice)
Lineage: Eukaryota; Viridiplantae; Streptophyta; Magnoliopsida; Fabales; Fabaceae
Product: probable glucuronoxylan glucuronosyltransferase IRX7
Exons: 4
Coding region: 432-1799 (455 amino acids)
Molecular function (GO): glycosyltransferase activity
Source: RefSeq, a predicted model, not a curated record
AUCCGUCGCUAGCUUUCACCAUGUGACCUCAGAAACAAUCCAUCUCUCUCACACUCUUUCUUUGUCAUUGUUAGUUUGUUGUAACACUUCGUUGUUUGUCUUUGUUAGUUUGUUCAACUUUUUUUUUUUACCCAUUAAAAUGCCCACUAAAUAAUUAGGGAAUAAUCGAAAUCUAGAAUACAACUAGACACUCCGAUUAAAAUACUGCCACAACAAAUGCCAUAACGAUUUUCAUUUUCAAGCAUUAAUAUAAUCAAAACCCCACUUUUUGGAAAUACAAAAUUAAAUUAGAACCACCCUUUGUUCUCUUCCUGUCACUGUUUCUUGGUCUCUACUUCUUCCCAAACCAGAACCCGAUAGCACCCCAUCAACUACCUCUCAUUCACCCCUUCAACACCUGUGUUUGGUUUCUUCCUCUGACUUUAAAUGAAAUGGUUCAGCAUAAGAGACCCCCAAAUAGCAGGGGGUACUAUGUUAAGAUGAAGCUUCUGCACAAACAUGGCAGGCCUCAACAAGAAAAGAGUUGCUUCUACAAAUACUACAAAUGGGUUCUCUGGCUCUCUCUCUCCCUCUAUUUUUUCACUUCCUACCUCAUCAGCAACAACCAUCACCACCACACCACUCCAACAUCUCACGACAAAACAACCCAUGUCUCUAGAGCACUCUUCGAAUCAAACAACGCCACAGCUCCACUACAAAACAACCUAGGUCUGAAGAACCUUAAGGUGUUUGUCUACGAUCUUCCUCCGAAGUACAACACGGAUUGGUUGGCGAAUGAAAGAUGCAGCAAACAUUUGUUUGCGUCAGAGGUUGCCAUUCACAGGGCUCUGUUGACCAGCGAUGUGCGCACGUUUGACCCUUACGAAGCUGAUUUUUUCUUUGUUCCAGUUUAUGUCUCUUGCAACUUCAGCACCGUUAAUGGGUUCCCAGCAAUUGGUCACGCGCGUUCCCUCAUCGCUUCCGCGGUCAAACUCAUCUCUUCGGAGUACCCAUUUUGGAACCGAAGCAGAGGUUCCGACCACGUCUUCGUGGCUUCUCACGAUUUCGGUUCUUGUUUCCACACCCUGGAGGACGUGGCGAUGGAAGAUGGAGUGCCAGAAAUCAUGAAGAAUUCGAUCGUGUUGCAGACGUUUGGCGUCGUGUAUGAUCAUCCGUGCCAGAAGGUUGAACAUGUGGUGAUUCCGCCGUACGUUUCACCGGAAAGCGUGCGCGACACGAUGGAAAAUUCUGCGGUGAAUGGACGGCGAGAUAUUUGGGUUUUCUUCCGUGGAAAAAUGGAGGUCCAUCCCAAGAACGUUAGUGGAAGAUUUUACAGCAAGAAAGUGCGGACGGUGAUAUGGCGGAAGUUCAACGGUGACCGGAGGUUUUACCUACGGAGGCAUAGGUUUGCCGGUUACCAGUCAGAGAUUGCUCGUUCGGUGUUCUGUUUGUGUCCUUUGGGGUGGGCCCCAUGGAGUCCGAGACUGGUUGAAUCGGUUGCGUUGGGAUGCGUGCCGGUUGUUAUAGCCGAUGGUAUACGGUUGCCGUUUGUUUCCGCCGUGAAGUGGGGUGAGAUUUCGCUUACGGUGGCGGAGAGGGAGGUGGGGCGGCUGGCGGAGAUUCUUGAACACGUGGCGGCGACCAACCUGAGCACCAUCCAGAGGAACCUGUGGGACCCAGAGACGAGGAGGGCCCUACUUUUUAACAGCCAGGUCAAGGAAGGUGAUGCCACGUGGCAGGUCUUAAGAGCUUUGAGUGAAAAGCUGGAUAGGUCCUAUAGGGGUUCGAGGGUUUCGCGCCAAUUGGAUGUUGACACGUAAUGGGUGUGAAUUGGGCGCCAAGUAGGUUACUAUUUUCCAGUGAGGACAAGUACACGUACGCUCGCUGCAUGGUAAGCAAUAAAUGAUAUUUAGUGGAGAACAGCUGGAAUUUCUUCAGAGAUGGAAUUUUAUGACUCACGGUGGGGCCCAGAGGGGUAAAAGAUUUGAUUUAAGAUUUUUUCGAGUUUAUUAAUGGUGACGUGGUUAAUGUCUGGAUGACAUGGCUGGAAUUCAUUCGAUGGUUGUGCGGUUUGUAAAAAAGGGUAAACGUGAACAUACUACUGAAAAUUGGAGGCCAAGAGAAAUUUGAUGGUGGGAGCUAAAUUUUGUAAAAUCAUUUUUGCUGUAAAUAAAAUACCAUUAUAAAAAGAUUAUAAGAUGGAUACACUGUUUCAAAAUUCUAGAGCUAGUGGUGGUGCAUUUUCUUAUAUUUUAUAGUAGUAGUUGCAGUAGAUUUGUUAACUCGGAACUGAGUAAAGGAUGUGUGAGAAAGGGGGGAGAGUUCUUGGGGUUUGGUGAGUGAAAUGAUUAAUGAGAAUGGGCAUGGAUGGAGGAAGAUGAGGGAUGUGGGGUGCGAGUGUGUCAGAAGUGUCAGAACUUUUAUAGUGGUAAGUUUAUUUUGAAUUUUUACAAGUUCAUGUUAAUAGGGUGUGUCAGUGGUCACGGAUAUAUGAGGGUGUCAAAAUCAACGCAGGCAUGAAGAGGAUCCAACAAGUUCAUUUGAAUUUUGGGAUUUUCUUGUUUCUUCUGAACUUAGCAUAUCUCAAAUGGACUGGUUUUACUCGAUAAUAGUGACCAUUCGUGGGGCAUAUAAUCAAAAAGUAAUAUCCAUAUAUGCUUAUAUUUCGUUAGUUAUAUCAUCGCAUGUUCAUUUGGAUGUUAUGGUUUUAACUUAAUUAUCAUAUUUUUCAUUUUAUUUAAAUUUUAAAUAAAUA